This is a messenger RNA of Racocetra persica, 350 nucleotides long. Lineage: Eukaryota; Fungi; Glomeromycota; Glomeromycetes; Diversisporales; Gigasporaceae. The record is from the annotation of a GenBank genome assembly.
UUGGUUCGGCUCCUACAUCCGCAUCUACAAUCGGCCCUGCUAAUACAUUCACAUCUUCAACUGGUCCUUCAACUGGUCCUACUACUACAUUCGAAUCUACAAUCAGUCCUACUACUACAUUCGCAUCUUUAAUUGGUUCCACUACUACAUUCACAUCUUCAAUCGGUCCUGAAAAUACAAUUGCUCCUACUACAUCUUCAAUCGGUCCUGAAAAUACAAUUGCUCCUACUACAUCGUUAAUCAGUCCUGUUACUCCAACCUUUAUUCUGUCUGCUACCCAAACUUCAACGGAAGAAGCCCCAACUCCUACAGGAGUAUGUGCCUGUUUAGGAGAAUUCUGUGACUGUUAG